GCGUGUGCCCCUCCCAUACUCCUUGUGGGCAGAGCACACCGGCAGGCGUACCUGUCGUCUGACCUGAGGCCAAAGUGGAGGGAGGAGCGGGAGGAGCAGAAAGAAGGGCCUAGCGUAGGAGAGAAUGGGGACAGAGAGGGACGAGAAGGGUGGUGGGUUGUGUCGGGCUUCAUGGGAUGGGACUGGGAGGCCGCUCCAUCUGGCCGCAGCACACCACCCCUCUUCAUGCCGUCCAUCCCACUUCACUUCCAAGGUACCAUUUCCUGGACUUGUCUCCGCCAAUGA
Colletotrichum orchidophilum is the source of this 285-nucleotide messenger RNA. RefSeq lists its product as uncharacterized. The transcript has a single exon. The annotation marks the transcript as partial. Lineage: Eukaryota; Fungi; Ascomycota; Sordariomycetes; Glomerellales; Glomerellaceae. The record is from RefSeq and is a predicted model, not a curated record.